Pteronotus mesoamericanus is the source of this 19190-nucleotide messenger RNA. It is a transcript of the gene ADGRV1, whose product is annotated as adhesion G protein-coupled receptor V1. Gene Ontology annotation, biological process: cellular response to calcium ion; cell surface receptor signaling pathway; negative regulation of adenylate cyclase activity. Gene Ontology annotation, cellular component: membrane; stereocilium; cytoplasm. Lineage: Eukaryota; Metazoa; Chordata; Mammalia; Chiroptera; Mormoopidae. The transcript has 90 exons. The record is from RefSeq and is a predicted model, not a curated record. Gene Ontology annotation, molecular function: G-protein alpha-subunit binding; G protein-coupled receptor activity; adenylate cyclase inhibitor activity. The coding region runs from base 112 to 18978 and encodes 6288 amino acids.
CACCAACCCCAGGCAAACCUGGUGUUGAGUCAGAAUCACUUGGAGAACCUGACGUGGAGUUUGAGGGACAGAGGGACUGGUACCUGACUCAUCUAGCAACAGUUGGAAGGGAUGCCCUCUGCACCUUUACUAGUAAAUCUUCUUUCAGCUUUAUUCAUCCCUUUUGUGUUUGGAGAAACAGAAAUAAGGUUUGCCGGGCAAACAGAAUUUGUAGUCAAUGAAACAAGUACAACAGUUAUUCGUCUUGUUAUCGAAAGGAUAGGAGAACCAGCAAAUGUCACAGCAAUUGUGUCGCUGUAUGGAGAUGACACUGGUGACUUUUUUGACACAUAUGCUGCAGCUUUUAUACCUGCUGGAGAAACAAAUAGGACAGUGUACAUAGCAGUAUGUGACGAUGACUUACCAGAGCCCGAUGAAACUUUUAUUUUUCACUUAACAUUACAGAAACCUUCAGCAAAUGUAAAGCUUGGAUGGCCAAGGACUGUUACUGUGACAAUUUUAUCAAAUGACAAUGCAUUUGGAAUUAUUUCAUUUAAUAUGCCUUUCUCGAUCACAGUGAGUGAGCCUAGGGGCAGAAAUGAAUCUGUGCCCCUUACUCUCAUCAGAGAAAAAGGUACCUAUGGAAUGGUCACUGUGACUUUUGAGGUAGAGGGUGGCCCAAAUCCACCUGAAGAAGAUUUGAGCCCAGUUAAAGGAAAUAUCACCUUUCCCCCUGGCAGAGCAUCAAUAGUUUAUAACUUGACAGUACUUGAUGAUGAGAUACCAGAAAAUGAUGAGAUAUUUUUAAUUCAACUGAAAAGUGUAGAAGGAGGAGCUGAGAUUAACACUUCUAGGAGCUCAGUUGAGAUCAUCAUUAAGAAAAAUGAUAGCCCUGUGAGGUUCCUACAGAGUCUUUAUUUGGUGCCUGAGGAAGACCACAUACUCAUAAUUCCAGUGGUUCGUGGAAAAGAUGACAGUGGAAAUCUGAUUGGAUCUGAUGAAUAUGAAGUUUCAAUCAGUUACGUUGUUGUAACUGGGAAUUCAACAGCACAUGCCCAGCAAAAUUUAGACUUCAUUGAUCUUCAGUCAAACACAACUAUUAUUUUUCCACCUUUUAUUUAUGAAUCACAUCUGAAAUUUCAAAUAGUUGAUGAUGCCAUACCAGAGAUUGCUGAAUCAUUUCAUGUUGUCUUACUAAAAGAUACCUUAAAGGGAGAUGCUGUGCUAUUAAGCCCUUCUGUUGUACAAGUCACCAUUAAGCCAAAUGACAAACCUUAUGGAGUCCUGUCAUUCAACAGUGCCUUGUUUGAAAGGACAGUUAUAAUUGAUGAAGAUACAACAUCAAGAUUUGAAAAUAUUACGGUGGUUAGAAAUGGCGGCACCCAUGGGAAUAUUUCAGUGAACUGGGUAUUGACACGGAAUAGCAGUGAUCCCUCACCGGUAACAGCAGAUAUCAGCCCAAGUUCUGGAGUACUGCAUUUUGCACAAGGGCAGAUGUCAGCCUCCAUUCCCCUUACUGUCGUUAAUGAUGAUCUUCCAGAAGAGGCCGAAGCUUACUUACUUCAGAUUCUACCCCAUACGAUAAAAGGAGGUGCAGAAGUGAGCGAACCAGCAGAGCUUUUGUUCUACAUUCAAGAUAGUGAUGAUGUUUAUGGCCUAAUAACAUUUUUUCCUAUGGAAAACCAGAAGAUUGAAAGCAGCCCAGGAGAACGAUAUUUAUCCUUGAGUUUUACAAGACUAGGAGGAACUAAAGGAGAUGUGAGGAUGUUUUAUUCUGUGUUUUAUAUUCCUGCUGGAGAUGUGGACCCUUUGAGAGCGAAAGAUGGCAUCUUAAAUAUAUCCAGGAGAAAUAGCCUCAUUUUUCCAGAACAAAAGACCCAAGUCACUUCAAAAUUACCAAUAAGAAAUGAUGCAUUCCUUCAAAAUGGGGCCCACUUCCUAGUACAGUUGGAAACAGUGGAGUUGGUGAACAUAAAUCCUCCAAUCCCACCUAUCAGUCCUAGAUUUGGGAAAAUCCGAAAUAUUUCUUUAGUGGUUACUCCAGAGAUUGCAAAUGGAGAAAUUGGCUUUAUUAGCAAUCUUCCAAUCAUUUUGCAUGAACCAGAAGAUUCUGUUGCUGAAGUGGUAUACAUACCCUUACAUCGGGAUGGGACUGAUGGCCAGGCUACUGUCUAUUGGAGUUUGAAGCCCUCUGGCUUUAAUUCAAAAGCAGUGACCCUGGAUGAUAUAGGUCCCUUUAAUGGCUCUGUGGUAUUUUUAUCUGGGCAAAGUGACACAACAAUCAACAUUACUGUCAAAGCUGAUGACAUACCGGAAAUGAAUGAGACGGUAACACUUUCCCUAGACAGGGUCAAUGUGGAAAAUCAAGUGCUGAAAUCUGGGUAUACCAGCCGUGACCUUAUUAUUUUGGAAAAUGAUGAUCCUGGGGGAAUUUUUGAAUUUUCUCCUACUUCCAGAGGACCCUAUAUUAUAAAAGAAGGAGAAUCUGUAGAGCUCCACAUCAUUCGAUCCAGGGGAGCUCUUGUUAAGCAGUUUCUACGCUACUGGGUAGAGCCAAGAGAUAGCAAUGAAUUCUAUGGAAACACAGGGGUACUGGAAUUUAAACCCGGAGAGAGGGAGAUCAUAAUCACCUUGCUGACAAGAUUGGAUGGGAUACCAGAGUUGGAUGAGCACUAUUGGGUGGUCCUCAGCAGCCAUGGUGAACGGGAAAGCAAGUUGGGAAGUGCUACCGUUGUCAAUAUAACAAUUCUAAAAAAUGACGAUCCUCAUGGGAUUAUAGAAUUUGUUUCUGAUGAUCUAAUUGUUACGAUAAAUGAAAGUAAAGGAGACGAUAUCUAUAGUGCAGUUUAUGGUAUAAUAAGAAAUCGAGGCAACUUUGGUGAUGUUACUGUAUCAUGGGUGGUUACUCCAGACUUUACACAAGAUGUAUUUCCUGUCCAAGGGACUGUUUUCUUUGGAGAUCAGGAAUUUUCAAAAAAUAUCACCAUUUACUCCCUUCCAGAUGAGAUUCCAGAGGAAAUGGAGGAAUUUACCAUUAUUCUACUUAAUGCCACUGGAGGAGCUAAACUAGGAAAUAAGACUACUGCAACUCUGAGGAUUAGAAGAAAUGAUGAUCCCAUUUAUUUUGCAGAACCUCGCGUCGUGAGGGUUCAGGAAGGUGAAUCUGCUGACUUCACAGUUCUCAGAAAUGGAUCUGUGGAUGUUGCCUGCACUGUCCAAUAUGCAACAAUGGAUGGGAAGGCUACUGCAAGAGAGGGAGACUUUGUUCCCAUUGAAGGAGAAAUGCUUGUUUUUGAGGUUGGAAGUCGAGAGCAGAGAAUAUCUGUAUUCAUUAAGGAAGAUGAUAUCCCAGAAACAGAUGAAACCUUUUAUGUAAUCCUCUUUAAUUCAACAGGUGAUACAGUAGUAUAUCAACAUGGAAUAGCUACAGUGAUAAUUGAAGCUAAUGAUGACCCAAAUGGUAUUUUUUCUUUGGAGCCCAUAGACAAAGCAGUAGAAGAAGGAAAGACUAAUGCAUUUUGGAUUGUGAGGCAGCGAGGACACUUUGGCAAUGUGUCUGUGGCUUGGCAGCUGUUCCAGAACGAUUCUGCUUUGCACCCUGGACAGGAGUUCUAUGAAACUUCAGGAACUGUUAACUUUAUGGAUGGAGAGGGAGCCAAACCAAUCAUUCUUCAUGCUUUUCCAGAUAAAAUUCCUGAAUUUAAUGAGUUUUAUAUGUUAAAGCUAGUAAAUAUUUCAGGUGGGUCUCCAGGUCCUGGGGGCCAACUAGCAGGAACCAACCUCCAGGUGACAGUAAUGAUUCCACUCAAUGAUGACCCAUUUGGAGUUUUUAUCUUGGAUCCAGAGUGCUUAGAAAGAGAAGUAGCAGAAGAUGUUCUCUCAGAAGAUGACAUGUCUUAUAUCACCAACUUUACAAUUUUGAGGCAGCAGGGUGUCUUCGGUGAUGUCCGUGUAGGUUGGGAAAUACUUUCUAGUGAGUUGCCUGCUGGUUUGCCUCCAAUGAUAGAUUUUUUGCUUGUUGGAAUUUUCCCCAGCACUGUGCCUUUACAACCGCAUAUGAGACGUCACCAUAGUGGAACAGAUGCUUUGUACUUCAGUGGACUAGAGGGUGCAUUUGGAACUGUUAGUCCAAAAUACCAUCCUUCCAGGAACAACUCAAUUGCCAACUUUACCUUUUCAGCUUGGGUAAUGCCCAAUGCCAACACCAAUGGAUUUGUCAUAGCAAAGGAUGAUGGUAACGGAAGCAUCUACUAUGGGGUGAAAAUUCAAACCAAUGAAUCCCAUGUGACACUUUCCCUUCAUUACAAAACUUUGGGUUCCAAUGCUACCUAUACUGCCAAGACAACAGUCAUGAAAUAUUUAGAAGAAAAUAUUUGGCUUCAUCCUCUAAUUAUUCUGGAUGAUGGUAUAAUUGAAUUCUACCUUGAUGGAAAUGCAGUGCCCAGAGGAAUCAAGAGUCUGAAGGGAGAAGCCAUUACUGAUGGUCCUGGAACACUGAGAAUUGGGGCAGGAAUGAAUGGCAGUGACAGAUUUACUGGUCUGAUGCAGGACGUGAGGUUCUAUGAGCGGAAACUGACCCUGGAAGAAAUUUAUGAACUGCAUGCCAUGCCAGCAAAGAGCGAUUUACACCCUGUUUCUGGGUACCUGGAGUUCAGACAGGGAGAAACUAACAAAUCCUUCAUUAUUUCUGCAAAAGAUGACAAUGAAGAGGAAGGAGAGGAGUUAUUCAUCCUUAAACUAGUCUCUGUAUGUGGAGGAGCUCGUAUUUCUGAAGAGAAUACUACUGCAAGAUUAAUAAUACAAAAAAGUGACAAUGCCAAUGGCUUGUUUGGUUUCACAGGAGCUUGUAUACCAGAGAUUGCAGAGGAGGGAUCCACCAUUUCAUGUGUGGUGGAGCGAACCAGAGGAGCCCUGGGUUAUGUGCAUGUUUUUUACACCAUCUCUCAGAUCGAAUCUGAUGGCAUUAAUUACCUUGUUGAUGAUUUUGCUAAUGCCAGUGGGACUAUCACGUUCCUUCCUUGGCAGAGAUCAGAGGUUCUGAAUAUAUAUGUUCUUGAUGAUGACAUCCCUGAGCUUAAUGAGUAUUUCCGUGUGACAUUGGUUUCUGCAAUUCCUGGAGAUGGCAAAUUAGGUUCCACUCCUACCAGUGGAGCAAGCAUAGAUCCUGAAAAGGAAACAACAGAUAUCACCGUCAAAGCCAGUGAUCAUCCGUAUGGCUUGCUGCAGUUCUCCACUGGGCCACCUCCCCAGCCUGAGGACACGAUGACCUUGCCCGCCAGCAGCGUUCCACACAUCACUGUGAAGGAGGAAGAUGGAGAAGUUAGGUUACUGGUCGUCCGUGCACAAGGACUGCUGGGGACGGUUAUGGCAGAAUUUAGAACAGUGUCAUUGACAGCAUUCAGUCCUGAGGACUACCAGAGUGUUGCUGGUACCUUAGAAUUUCAACCAGGAGAUAGAUAUAAAUACAUUUCUGUUAAUAUCACUGACAAUUCUAUUCCUGAAUUGGAAAAAUCUUUUAAAGUUGAAUUGUUUAACUUGGAGGGAGGAGUGACUGCUGAACUCUAUAGGGUUGAAGGCAGUGGUAGUGGUGAUGGGGACAUGGAAUUCUUCCUCCCAACUAUUCACAAACAUGCCAGUCUAGGAGUGGCUUCCCAAAUUCUAGUGACAAUCGAGGCCUCUGACUACGCUCAUGGUGUAUUUGAAUUUAGCCCUGAGUCACUCAUUGUCAAUGGAACUGAACCAGAAGACGGAUACAGCACUGUUACAUUCAACAUUGUGAGAAGUCAUGGAGCUUUGUCUCAAGUGACUUUGCUUUGGAGCAUAGACUCUGAUCCUGAUGGCGAUCUCGCUUUCACCUCUGGCAACGUCACAUUUGAAAUUGGGCAAAAAAGUGCCAACAUCACAGUGGAAAUAUUGCCGGAUGACGAUCCAGAACUGGACAAGGCAUUCUCUGUGUUAAUCCUCAGUGUCUCCAGUGGCUCUUUGGGAGUUCAUACUAAUGCCACAUUGAUAGUUUUGGCUAGUGAUGAUCCUUAUGGGGUCUUCAUCUUUUCCGAGAAAAAUAGGCCUAUUGAAGUUGAGGAAGCAACUCAGAACAUCACGUUGUCAAUAAUAAGGUUAAGGGGCCUCAUGGGAAAAGUCAUAGUCACAUAUGCAACACUGGAUGAUAUGGAAAAACCACCUUAUUUUCCACCUAAUUUAGCCAGAGCAACCCAAGGAAGGGACUAUAUACCAGCUUCUGGAUUUGCUCUUUUCAGAGCCAAUCAGAGUGAGGCCACAAUAACUAUUUCAAUUUUGGAUGAUGAUGAACCAGAAAGGUCAGAGUCUGUGUUUAUCGAACUACUCAACUCUACUUUAAUAGAGAAAGUACAGAAUCGACCAAUUCCAAAUUCUCCACGCCUUGGGCCUAAGGUAGAAACUAUUGCUCAUCUAAUUAUUGUUGCCAACGAUGAUGCCUUUGGAACUCUUCAGCUCUCAGCUCCAGUUGUUCGAGUGGCAGAAAAUCACAUUGGACCCAUUAUCAAUGUGACUAGGACAGGAGGCGCAUUUGCAGAUGUUUCUGUGAAAUUUAAAACUGUGCCAAUAACUGCAAUACCUGGUGAAGAUUAUAGUAUAGCUUCAUCAGAUGUGGUCUUGCUAGAAGGGGAAACCAGUAAAGCUGUGCCAAUAUAUAUCAUUGAUGACAUUUACCCUGAGCUGGAAGAAUCUUUUCUUGUGCAACUGCUGAAUGAAACGACAGGAGGAGCCAAACUAGGGGCAUUAACAGAGGCUAUCAUUAUUAUUGAGGCCUCUGAUGACCCCUAUGGAUUAUUUGGUUUUCAGAUUACUAAACUUAUUGUAGAGGAACCUGAGUUUAACUCAGUGAAGGUAAACCUGCCAAUAAUUCGAAAUUCUGGGACACUCGGCAAUGUUACUGUUCAGUGGGUUGCCACCAUUAAUGGACAGCUUGCUACUGGCGACCUGCGAGUUGUCUCAGGUAAUGUGACCUUUGCCCCUGGGGAAACCAUUCAAACCUUGUUGUUAGAGGUCCUGGCUGACGACGUUCCGGAGAUUGAAGAGGUUAUUCAAGUGCAACUAACUGAUGCCUCCGGUGGAGGUACUAUUGGGUUAGAUCGAGUGGCAAAUAUUAUUAUUCCUGCCAAUGAUAAUCCUUAUGGUACAGUAGCCUUUGCUCAGUCGGUUUAUCGUGUUCAAGAGCCUCUGGAGAGAAGUUCCUGUGCUAACAUAACUGUCAGAAGAAGCGGAGGGCUCUUUGGUCAGCUCUUGUUGUUCUACAGUACUUCCGAUAUUGAUGUAGUGGCCCUUGCAAUUGAGGAAGGUCAAGAUUUACUGUUCUACUAUGAAUCGCCAAUACAGGGGGUGCCUGACCCGCUUUGGAGGACUUGGGUGAAUGUCUCUGCAGUGGGGCAACCACAGCAUACUUGUGCCACGUUGUGCCUCAAAGAACAUGCAUGCUCAGCAUUUUCAUUUUUCAGUGCCUCUGAGGGCCCCCAGUGUUUCUGGAUGACAUCGUGGAUCAGUCCAGCUGUUAACCACUCAGACUUCUGGACCUACAGGAAAAACAUGACCAGGGUAGCGGCUCUUUUUAGUGGUCAGGCUGUGGCUGGUAGCGACUAUGAGCCUGUGACCAGACAAUGGGCCAUAAUGCUGGAAGGUGAUGAAUUUGCAAAUCUCACAGUUUCCAUUCUUGUGGAUGAUUUCCCAGAGAUGGAUGAGAGUUUCCUAAUUUCUCUCCUUGAAGUUCACCUCAUGAACAUCACAGCCAGUUUGGAAAAUCAGCCAACCAUAGGACAGCCAAAUACUUCGACAGUUGUCAUAGCGUUAAAUGGUGAUGCCUUUGGAGUGUUUGUGAUCUACAGUAUUAGCCCCAAUACCUCAGAAGAUGGCUUGUAUGUCGAAGUUCAGGAGAAGCCCCAAAGCACAGUGGAGCUGAUGAUUCACAGGACAGGGGGCAGCUUAGGUCAGGUGACAGUCGAAUGGCAUGUUGUUGGUGGAACAGCCACUGAAGGUUUAGAUUUUAUAGGUGCUGGAGACGUUCUCACUUUUGCCGAAGGUGAAACCAAAAAGACAGUCAUUUUAACCAUUUUGGAUGAUUCCGAGCCAGAGGAUGAUGAAAACAUUAUAAUUAGUUUGGUGUACACGGAAGGUGGAAGCAGAAUUUUGCCCAGCUCUGACACUGUUACGGUGAACAUUUUGGCCAAUGACAAUGUGGCAGGAAUUGUUAGCUUUCAGACAGCUUCCAGAUCUGUCAUAGGCCAUGAAGGAGAAAUUUUGCAAUUUCAUGUGAUAAGAACACCCCCUGGUCGAGGAAAUGUUACUGUUAACUGGAAAAUUAUUGGGCAAAAUCUAGAACUCAAUUUUGCUAACUUUUCUGGCCAACUUUUCUUUCCUGAGGGGUCAUUGAAUAAAACAUUAUGUGUACAUUUGCUGGAUGACAACAUUCCGGAGGAGAAAGAAGUUUACCAAGUCUUUCUGUACGAUGUCAGGACACAAGGAGUUCCACCAGCAGGCAUUGCCCUGCUUGAUGCUCAAGGGUAUGCAGCUGUCCUGACUGUGGAAGCCAGUGAUGAACCACAUGGAGUUUUAAAUUUUGCUCUUUCAUCAAGAUUUGUUUUGCUGCAAGAGGCUAACGUAACAAUUCAGCUUUUCAUCAACAGAGAAUUCGGAUCUCUAGGAGCCAUUAAUGUCACAUAUACUACUGUUCCUGGAGUAUUGAGUCUAAAGAACCAAACGGAAGGAAACUUAGCUGAGCCAGAUGUUGACUUUGUCCCGGUAGUUGGCUUUCUGAUUUUAGAAGAAGGGGUAACAGCAGCAGCCAUCGACAUAACUAUACUUGAGGAUGAUAUACCAGAACUAGAAGAAUAUUUCCUUGUGAACCUAACUUAUGUUGAACUUAUCAUGGCUCCUUUAACUUCAUUUCCUCCUAGACUAGAUUCAGAGGGCUUAACUGCACAAAUUAUGAUUGAUGCCAAUGAUGGUGCUCGAGGCAUAAUCGAAUGGCAACAUAGUAGGUUUGAAAUUAAUGAAACCCAAGGACGUUUAACAUUAAUAGCCCAAAGGAGCAAAGGGGCCCUCGGCCACGUGUCCUUGUUUGUGUACGCCCAGAAUCUGGAAGCGCAGCUGGGCCUGGAUUACAGCUUUGCCCCAAUGAUUCUUCAUUUUGCCAAUGGAGAAAGGUAUAAAAACAUUGACAUCAUGAUUCUUGAUGACGAUAUUCCAGAAGGAGAUGAAAAAUUUCAGCUGAUUUUAACAAAUCCUUCUCCUGGACUAGAGCUGGGGGAAAAUACAAUAGCCUUAAUUACCGUCCUUGCUAAUGAUGAUGGCCCUGGAGUUCUAUCAUUUAACAACAGUGAGCACUUUUUUCUGAGCGAACCAACAGCUCUCUAUGUACAAGAGAGUGUUGCAGUAUUAUACAUCGUUCGGGAGCCUGCACAAGGACUGUUCGGAACUGUGACAGUUCAGUUCAUUGUGACUGAAGUGAAUUCUUCAAUGGAGUCUAAAGAUCUGACACCUUCCAAAGGCUAUGUUGUUUUAGAAGAAGGUGUUCGAUUCAAGGCCCUACACAUAUCUGCCAUAUUAGACACGGAGCCAGAAAUGGAUGAGCAUUUUGUUUGUACCUUGUUUAAUCCGACUGGAGGCGCUAGACUAGGGACACGAGUUCAGACCCUGAUAACAGUUUUACAAAACCAGGCCCCUUUGGGACUGUUUAGUAUCUCUGCAGUUGCAAAUAGAGCCACCUCUAUAUAUGUCGAAGAAGCCAACAGGACUGUAUAUUUAAAUAUAUCACGUACUAAUGGCAUUGAUUUAGCUGUGAGUGUGGAGUGGGAGACAAUAUCUGAAACAGCUUUUGGCAUGAGGGGAAUGGAUAUUGUAUUUUCCAUAUUUCAAAGUUUUUUUGAUGCCUUGGCUUCUGGCUGGUGUUUCUUUACUUUGGAAGAUUCAGUAUAUGGUGUAAUGUUAAGGAAAGUGUCUUCUACUAUUUACCGAUGGCAAGGGGUUUUUAUUCCACUUGAGGAUUUAAAUAUAAAAAAUCCUAAAACCUGUGAGGCCUUUCAUAUUGGCCUUUCUCCCUAUUUUGUGAUUACUCAUGAAGAAAGAAAUGAAGAAAAGCCUUCUGUUAACAGCGUGUAUACAUUCACAUCUGGACUCAAAUUAUACCUGGUACAAACAAUAAUUAUUUCGGAAAGUUCUCAAGUAAGAUAUUUUACUUCAGACAAUCAAGAUUAUUUAAUUGUUGCAAGUCAAAGAAAUGAUUCUGAAUUAACGCAGGUCUUCAGAUGGAAUGGCGGGAGUUUCGUGCUGCAUCAGACGCUUCCUGUCCGAGGUGUGCUGGGCAUGGCCUUGUUCACCAGAGGCGGCUCUGUGUUCUUAGCCAUUUCCCAGGCUCACGCCAGGCUCAAUUCCCUUCUGCUCAGAUGGUCUGGCAAUGAGUUUAUUAACUUUCAAGAAGUGCGUAUCAGUGGGACCACACAAGUCGAGGCCUUGAUUUCAGGCGAUGAUAUUUACUUACUUUUUGCCAAAACUGUCUCUCUAGGGGAUCAGAAUUCAAUUGAUAUUUUCAUCUGGGAGCCAGGACAGUCGUCUUUUAGGUAUUUUCAAUCUCUGGAUUUUGCUUCUGUUAAUAGGAUUCACUCCUUCACACCAGCCUCAGGAAUAGUCCACAUACUUUUUAUUGGCCAACCUGUGUCUGCUCUUUACUGCUGGAAUUCAGAGCUGAAUCAGUUCUCUCUCGUUCUGGAAGCACCUUCGGCUCACGAUGCAACUUCUGUUACAGUAAAGUCCCUUACUUCAAGCAAGAAUUUAAUUGCAUUAGUGGGAGCCACCCAUUCACACAUAUAUGAGCUGGCCUAUGUCUCAAGCCAGUCUGACUUUAUUCCAAGUUCAGGUGAACUGAUAUUUGAACCUGGUGACAGAGAAGCUGUAAUCGCAGUAAAUAUUGUUGAUGAUACAGUUCCAGAAGAGGAAGAAUCCUUCAGAGUUCAGCUUAAAAAUCCCAAAGGAGGAGCAGAGAUUGGUAUUAAUAGUUAUGUAAAAAUAACUAUUCUGUCUAACGAUGAUGCCUAUGGAGUUGUUGGAUUUGCUCAGAAUUCACUAUAUAAGCAAGUAGAAGAAAUGGAGCAAGAUAGCCUACUAACCUUGAAUGUUGAGCGCUUAAAAGGAACUUACGGUCGUAUAACCAUAGCAUGGGAAGCUGACGGAAGUAUCAGUGAUAUAUUUCCUACCUCAGGAGUGAUUUCAUUUUCUGAAGGCCAGGCACUAUCUACAAUCACUCUGACUGUUCUUGCUGACGAUGUACCAGAAUUAUCAGAAACUGUGAUUGUAACACUCACCCAUAUCAGCACGGAAGGGGUUGCGGACCCAUCCAAAGGCGCCACUAUAGAUCAGAAAAGAAAGAAGUCUGUGAUAACCACUCUGCCCAGCGACUCACCCUAUGGAGUGGUGGGCUGGCAUGCUGAGUCUCUCUAUGUGAGAGUAGCAGAGCCUAAAGAGAACAUCACCAUUCUUCAGUUACAAAUUGUUCGACAUAAAGGACUACGUGGAGAUGUGGCCAUUCAUUUGAUAGCUAAACCUAAUUUCUUAUUGCCCAUCAAUAAUCAAGCUACCGAGAAUGAAGAUUAUGUGCUACAAGAAACAAUAAUAAUAAUGAAAGAAAACAUAAAAAAAACUUAUGCCCAAGUUGCCAUUUUGCCGGAUGAUGCUCCUGAAUUGGAGGAAGGAUUUAUUGUCAACAUCACCAAGGUGUACCUGGUGAACUCUGACUUCUCUGCGGGCCAGCCAAGUGUUCGGAGGCCUGGGAUGGAAACAGUUGCGAUAAUGAUAGAAGAAAAUGAUGAUCCCAGAGGAAUUUUUAAGUUUCAUGUUACCAGAGAUGCUGUUGGGGUUAUUACUGCGUACGAGGUGCCUCCACCCUUGAACAUUCUCCGAGUUCCAGUAGUCCGGCUGGCUGGGAGCUUUGGGGCAGUAAAUGUUUAUUGGAAAGCAACACUGGACAGUGCUGGCCUGGGAGACUUUAAGCCAUCUCAUGGGAUUCUUGAAUUUGCAGAUAAACAAGUCGCUGCCAUGAUUGAAAUCACCAUUACUGAUGACGUGGAAUUUGAACUCAUGGAGACUUUCAGUAUUUCCUUAAUCAGGGUGACUGGAGGUGGCAGGCUUGGUGAUGAUACUGUAGUAACUGUUGUUAUUCCACAAAAUGAUUCUCCAUUUGGAGUAUUUGGAUUUGAAGAAAAGACUGUAAUGAUUGAUGAAUCCCUUUUGUCUGAUGACCCUAAUUCACAUGUGACAUUGACAGUUGUCCGGUCCCCAGGAGGAAAGGGAGCCGUCCGACUCCAGUGGGCUGUGGAUGAGACCGCUAAAGAUGACCUCAGUCCUUUGACUGGGACACUUCAUUUUGAUGAGACGGAGUCCCAGAAGACCAUUACGUUGCGCACACUUCAAGACACUGUGCUCGAGAAGGACAGGCAUUUCACCAUUCAACUGAUACCAGUUGAUGAGGCAGAAAUAUCUCCAGUGAAAGGCAGCGCAUCUAUAAUCUUUCGGGGAGAGAAGGGAGCUUUGGGAGAAGUUGGGAUUGCGCAGUCGUCCAGGCACGUCCUCAUUGGGGAGCCCUCAGCAAAAUAUAAUGGGACCGCUAUCAUCAGCCUCGUUCGUGGCCCAGCCAUCUGGGGAGAGGUCACGGUGUACUGGAGGAUCGUCCCCCCAUCCAUAGGGGAGUUUGCUAAAACAUCAGGAAAACUGACAAUGAGAGAAGGACAGUCUACGGCAAUUGUGGUGAUCCAGGCGUUGAAUGAUGACAUUCCCGAGGAGAAGUGUUUCUAUGAGUUUCAGCUCACUGGCGUCAGCGAGGGCGGAGUGCUGAGUGAAGCCAGCAGCACUGCCAAUAUCACAGUGGUGGCCAGUGACUUCCCCUAUGGCCGGUUCGCCUUUUCACAUGAGCAACUUCGAGUAUCGGAAGAAGUACAACGGGUGAACAUCACAGUCAUCCGUUCGGGUGGAUCCUUGCGCCCCGUGAGACUCUGGUACCAGACAGUGAGUGGGAGUGCGGAGGCGGGCUUGGAUUUUAUCCCUGCGCCAGGGCCGCUCCUCUUUGAAGCGCAGGAGAUGGCGAAAAGCGUGCAAAUUGAAAUCCUUGAUGAUGACCUUCCUGAAGGCCCUGAGGAAUUUUCUCUAGUAAUUACGAAAGUGGAACUCCUUGAAAGAGGGUAUGAUUUUACCAUCCAAGAAAAUGGACUUCAAGUAGAUCAGCCUCCUGAAAUAGGAAAUAUCUCCACUGUCCGAGUCAUAAUAAUGAAAAAUGAUAAUGCAGAGGGCACCAUUGAAUUUGACCCAAGGUACAUUGCCUUCGAAGUGGAGGAAGACGUCGGGACAAUCACGAUUCCAGUGGUGAGGUUGCACGGCACCCACGGCCGUGUGACAGCCGACUUCAUCUCUCAGAGCCCCUCCGCGGUUCCCGGCGGCACCGGUUAUAUCCUGCACGGCGAUUCAGUCACGUUUCAGCAUGGACAGAGCUUAGGUUUCAUAAAUGUCUCCAUCCUUGAAGACAGUGAAAGGGACUUUGCAGAGCCCAUUGAAAUUCUGCUCAUUGGAGCUACUGGCGGAGCGGUCCUUGGGCGCCACCUAGUGAGCAGAAUCACGGUCACCAAGAGUGACUCUCCCUUUGGCAUUGUACGAUUUCUUAAUCAAAGCAGAAUAUCUCUUCCUAAUCCCAAUUCCACAAUGAUUUUAUUCUUGGUGCUGGAGCGCACUGGAGGACUUUUAGGAGAGAUUCAGGUGAACUGGGAGAUAGUAGGACCCAAUUCUCAGGAAGCCUUACAGCCACAGAACAGAGACAUUGCGGACCCCGUGAACGGCUACUUCUAUUUUGGAGAGGGAGAAGGUGGAGUGAGGACCUUGAUUCUGACAAUCUAUCCUCAUGAAGAAAUUGAAGUUGAAGAGACCUUUGUUAUUAAACUCACACUUGUGAAAGGAGAAGCUAAAUUAGACUCCAGAGCUAAAGACAUUACAUUAAUUAUACAAAAGUUUGGUGAUCCCAAUGGCGUGGUCCAGUUUGCUCCUGAAUCUCUAUCUGUCAAAACCUACCUAGAGCCAUCAGCUCUGGAAGGGCCCCUGGUCAUUACUUUCUUUGUCAAAAGAGUCAAGGGCAUUUUGGGAGAUAUUAAGGUUUACUGGGAAAUAAGUAGCCAGUUUGAUAUUACUGGAGACUUUCUUUCUACAAAAGGAUUUUUCACCAUUGCUGAUGGAGAGAGUGAAGUGAGCUUUGACAUUCAUUUGCUACCAGAUGAUAUACCUGAGAUAGAGGAAGAGUAUGUGCUUCAGCUUGUUUCUGUAGAAGGAGGAGCAGAACUGGAUCCGGAAAAACGCAUCACACAGUUCUCUGUUUCUGCAAGUGAUGACCCACACGGAGUGUUUGCUCUGUAUGCAGAUCGCCAGUCAGUGCUUAUUGGGCAGAACCUUAGUAGAUUCAUCCAAAUUAAUGUAACCAGGCUUGCCGGAACUUUUGGAGAUGUGGCUGUUGGAUAUCGAAUAUCAUUUGAUCAUAGGGAGCAGCCAGUAGUUGCGGAGAAUGCCGAGAGGCAGCUGGUGGUCAGUGAUGGUGCCAGAUACCAGGUGGACACGGUGCCAGUAAAGAGUCAGGUCUUUCUAUCACUGGGCUCUCAUUUCACAUUGCAACUGGUGACUGUGAUGCUGGUUGGCGGACGUCUCUACGGCACGCCGAAAGUCCUCCAGGGAGCGAAAGCUGCUGUCCUUCCUGUCCCCGAGAAAGCUGCCAAUUCUCAGGUUGGAUUUGAAUCUCCUGCUUUUUCACUCACGGACAUCACCGCUGGGACGAGCCAAGUGGUGAUUUCUAGGAGAGGCACAUAUGGCUCCCUCAGGGUUGCCUGGGCGGCUGGAUAUGCUCCUGGGUUAGAAAUCCCUGAAUUCAUUGUUGUUGGCAACAUGACCCCAAAACUGGGGAGCCUUUCAUUUUCCCACGGAGAACAAAGUAAAGGUGUCUUGCUGUGGACGUUCCCCAGCCCUGGGCAGCCAGAGGCCUUUGUCGUCCACCUCUCAGGAGUGCAGAGCAGUGCCCCUGGCGGGGCCGAACUUAGAUCGGGUUUCACUGUGGCUGAAAUUGAACCAAUGGGAAUCUUUCAGUUUUCCCCUAGUUCUAGAAAUAUCAUAGUGUCAGAGGACACACAGAUGAUCAGAUUACAUGUGCAAAGACUCUUUGGGUUCCACGGCAGCCUUGUAGAAGUUUCCUAUCAGACAACUGCAGGAAGUGCAGAGCCACUGGAAGAUUUUGAGCCUGUUCACAGUGGAGAACUGCUUUUUCAAAAAUUCCAAGCUGAGGUUAAUUUUGAAAUAAUCAUUAUUAAUGACCAGCUUCCUGAAGUAGAGGAAUUUUUUUACAUUAAUCUAACUUCGGUAGAAAUUAAAGGAUUACACAAGUUUACAAAAACAAAUUGGAGACCACGCCUGAAUCUAGAUUUCAGUGUGGCCGUGAUCACAAUAUUGGAUAAUGAUGACUUGGCAGGAAUGGAUAUUUCCUUUACCAAGACAACGGCGGCUGCAGACUCCUCCAUCUCACACCCUGAUGUGACCAAGAUAACUGUCGUUCCACAGCCAACUGAAAUGGUUGGCAUUGUUACUGAGGCAACUGUGAUCCCUGAGAAACCUGCCACCCUCCCUGGUUCACCUGCCAUGUCUGAAGCGCCUGAUGUGGCCACUGUUACUGCAGAUGUUUUCAUUCAUGGAACAUUUAGUCUUGGGCCACCUGUAGUUUACGUUGAAGAGGAGAUGAAGAAUGGAACCCUUACCACCGCAGAAGUUCUUGUCCGAAGAACUGGUGGGACUAAUGGCAACGUCAGUGUAACAGUUAAAACGUUUGGUGAAAGGUCUGCUCAGAAGGAACCGACUGCUUUGCCCUUUCAUGAUAUCCAUGGACUUUCCAACUUAACAUGGGCAGUUGAAGAAGAGGACUUUGAAGAACAAACUCUUGUCCUGACAUUUGUAGAUGGAGAAAGAGAACAGAAAGUAUCGUUUCAAAUUUUGGAUGAUGAUGAGCCUGAGGGACAGGAAUUCUUCUACGUGUUUCUCACAGACCCCCGAGGGGGAGCCCAGAUCAUGAAGGGAAAGGAUGACACUGGAUUUGGGGCCUUUGCCAUGAUCGUUAUUGCCGGAAGUGAUCUUCAAAAUGGCAUCAUAGGGUUCAGUGAGGAGUCCCAGAAUGGGCUUGAGCUGGGGGAAAGAGCUGAUAGGAAAAGACUUCAUCUUACUGUCACAAGGCAGCCAAACAGGGCCUUUGAAGAUGUCAAGGUCUUUUGGCGAGUCACAUUUAACAAAACAGCCCCUAUGCUCCAGAAGGAUGGUGUGAACCUGAGGGAUGAACUGCUCUCUGUGUUGGGGACUACAACCUGUCCAAUGGGUCAAACAAAGUGCUUUAUCACCAUGGAGCUCAAACCGGGGAAGGUACCACAAGUUGAGAUAUAUUUUUUUGUGGAAUUGUACGAAGUUACUGCUGGAGCAGCAAUAAACAAUAGUGCUAGAUUUGCACAGAUUAAAUUCUUACGAAGUGAGGAACCUUGGAGCCUCGUGUAUUUUUCUGUGGGUUCUCGGCUGCCAGUGGCUCAUAAAAGGGCCACUUUAAUCAGUUUGCAGGUAGCCAGAGAUUCUGGGACAGGACGAAUGGUGUCAGUUAACUUCAGGACCCAGGAGUUGGAGGGUGCUGAAACCAUGGGCCGUACUCUCAUAUCUCCAGCUAUUUCUGGGAAGGAUUUUGUGAGAACUGAAGGCACCUUGGUCUUUGAACCUGGCCAGAGAAACACCAUAUUGGACGUCAUCUUAACCCCAGAGACAGGGUCUGUAAAUCCAUUUCCUAAACGCUUCCAGAUUGUGCUUUUUGACCCAAAAGGUGGUGCCAGAAUCGAUAAAGUGUAUGGGACCGCCAACAUCACGCUUGUCUCGGACGCAGAUUCGCAGGCCGUUUGGGGGCUUGCUGAUCAGCUCCAGCAGCCCCUGGAUGGGGACAUUCUCAACAGAGUGCUUCACAGCAUCAGCAUGAAAGUGGCCACUGAGAACACAGAGGAACAGCUCAGUGCUGUGCUGCACUUAAUAGAAAAGAUAACUGUUGAAGGAAAAAAUCAAGCUUUCAGUAUUGAAAACCGCAAUCUGUUCUAUGAGAUUCUUUGUGCUCUUAUUAACCCGAAGCGCAAGGACACUAGGGGAUUCAGUCACUUUACAGAAGUGACUGAGAAUUUUGCCUUUUCUCUGUCGACUGAUGUUACCUGUGGCUCUCCUGGUGAAAAAGGCAAAACCAUCCUUGACAGCUGCCCAUAUUUGUCAAUACUGGCUCUUCACUGGUAUCCUCAACAAAUCAAUGGGCACAAAUUUGAAGGAAAGGAAAGUGAUUAUAUUCGAAUUCCAGAAAGGUUAUUGGAUGUCCCGGAUGCAGAAAUAAUGCCUGAGAAAAGUACAUGUGAAGUAGUCCAGUUUACAGAGUAUAGCAGCCAGCAGUGGUUCAUAAGUGGAAAUAAUCUUCCUGCCCUGAAAAAUAAGGCAUUAUCUUUGAGUGUGAAAGGUCAGCAUUCACAACCCCUGACUGACAACAAUGAGGUUCUCUACAGGAUUUACGCUGCUGAGCCCAGAAUUGUUCCCAAAACCUCUCUGUGUCUCCUUUGGAAUCAGGCUGCUGCAAGCUGGUUGUCCGACAGUCAGUUUUGCAAAGUGGUUGAGGACACUUCAGACUACGUGGAAUGUGCCUGUUCAUACAUGUCUGUGUAUGCUGUCUACGCCCAGACUGACAACUUGUCUUCAUACAAUGAAGCAUUUUUCUCUUCUGGAUUUAUAUGUAUCUCAGGUCUCUGCCUGGCUGUUCUUUCCCAUAUCUUCUGUGCCAGGUAUUCCAUGUUUGCAGCUAAACUUCUGACUCACAUGAUGGCAGCCAGCUUAGGUACACAGAUUGUGUUUCUGGCAUCUGCAUAUGCGAGUCCCCAGCUCACUGAUGAGAGCUGUUCGGCCGUGGCUGCUGUCACACACUACCUGUAUCUUUGCCAGUUUAGCUGGAUGCUCAUUCAGUCUGUGAAUUUCUGGUAUGUACUGGUGAUGAAUGAUGAACACACUGAGAGGAGAUAUCUGCUGUUUUUCCUUCUGAGUUGGGGACUUCCAGCUUUUGUGGUGACUCUCCUCAUAGUGAUUUUGAGAGGAAUCUAUCAUCAGAGCAUGCCACAGAUCUAUGGACUCGUCCACGGUGACCUGUGUUUCAUCCCAAAUAUCUAUGCAGCUCUGUUCACCGCAGCCCUUGUUCCUUUAACGUGCCUCGUGGUGGUGUUUGUGGUGUUCAUCCACGCCUACCAGGUGAAGCCGCAGUGGAAAGCAUACGAUGAUGUCUUCAGAGGAAGAACAAAUGCUGCAGAAAUUCCACUGGUUUUAUAUCUCUUUGCCCUGAUUUCUGUGACAUGGCUUUGGGGAGGCCUGCACAUGGCUUACAGACACUUCUGGAUGUUGGUCCUCUUUGUCAUUUUCAACAGUCUGCAGGGACUUUACGUUUUCGUGGUCUAUUUCAUUCUACACAACCAAACUUGUUGCCCCAUGAAGGCCAGCUACACAGUGGAAAUGAAUGGGCACCCAGGACCCAGCACAGCCUUCUUCACACCCGGGAGUGGAAUGCCUCCUUCUGGAGGGGAAAUCAGCAAGUCCACCCAGAAUCUCAUCAGUGCUAUGGAGGAGGUGCCACCUGACUGGGAGAGAGGAUCCUUCCAACAAGCCAGUCAGACCAGUCCUGACUUAAAGCCAAGUUCACAAAAUGGCGCCACAUUCCCUUCCUCUGGAGGAUAUGGCCAGGGGUCAUUGAUAGCUGAUGAGGAGUCCCAGGAGUUUGAUGACUUAAUAUUUGCUUUAAAAACUGGUGCUGGUCUCAGUGUCAGUGAUAAUGAAUCUGGUCAAGGCAGCCAGGAAGGCGGCACGUUGACGGACUCCCAGAUCGUAGAACUCAGGAGGAUACCCAUCGCCGACACCCAUCUCUAGCAGCACAGUAGAACACUAGAAUGAGGAUACUUUCAUAUUUGUAUUGGCUUUGUGCUAAAACUCUAUAAGUACACGAAGCCAUGUGAUAGAAAUCUGUGAUCUGUAUUGGAUUUAACCCAGAAGUGAUUGUUGUGUUGGAAUAUAAGUCGUUUAUCUUUGAGCAACCUGAAAACUCGCUGUUAAAGUGAAAGACUGGAUCUAGUUAUAUCAGU